Molecule: messenger RNA, 213 nt
Organism: Brenthis ino (lesser marbled fritillary)
Lineage: Eukaryota; Metazoa; Arthropoda; Insecta; Lepidoptera; Nymphalidae
Source: the annotation of a GenBank genome assembly
AUGUCGUCCGCGCUCCACGUUCUGCUCGACGAGUCGACGGAGGCGUUCGCAGCUCGGCCGGAGGAACCGGUCCAGCGGUUAUAUUUACCGGAGAGGAGAGUGAGGCUGGCCGGUCUCCGCUUGGUGGCGGCGAGUGGUUACGUCACGUGCGCGAACCGGUCUCCCGCUUUCGUAACGAGACUUUCGACCACCUUCCUGCGUGUCUGCCGCCCG